AAUAUCCAUCUUCAACAUUUAUAGGAAUUGAUAUAAAUUAUUUCUAUUUUCCUCUGAAUGAUAAAUGUCCUCCAAAUGUCGGUUUUCUAACGUCCAAUUCACAAUGGUUUGAGUUGAUCAAAGAUAUUGUCAGAGUUUUAAAAUAUGAUGAUUGGAUAAAAUCUUUAGAAGCAACUGCUCAAUUUAUAAAUUAUGGAAAGGUUACAAAAUGGAUAGAUGAAGCUGUUUAUAAAGCUUGCAUGAAAAAAAAAGGUGUUAAUGUUCGAAUUAGUGCUUUGAUUCCAAAAAUGUUUGAGUCAAAUGAGGAACUUACAAAUAUACAAUGCGUUAAAAUAAAAUAUCCAAUAGGCGAAUGGUUUGGAUGUUUUG
This is a messenger RNA of Racocetra persica, 369 nucleotides long. Lineage: Eukaryota; Fungi; Glomeromycota; Glomeromycetes; Diversisporales; Gigasporaceae. The record is from the annotation of a GenBank genome assembly.